AUGGCGAGCUCGUCGGCGCCAGCGCCACCGUCCCACAAGCUCAUCCCUGGCUGCGGCUUUCUGGUGGAUGGCUUCCAGACCCGCUACGCUGCCCACCCCUCGGUGAAGGCCUACUUCCUGACCCACGCCCACUCAGAUCACUACAACGGGCUUCGCGACGACUGGAGCCGUGGCGUCAUCUACUGCAGCCACGUCACCGCCCGCCUGAUUGCUCACAUGCUGGGCGUCGGGCGCCGGUGGCUGCACCCGCUGCCGCUCGACUCGCCAACCAUGAUCCAAGGGGUUGAAGUGACGCUCGUCAGCGCCAACCACUGCCCCGGCGCCGUUCAGUUCCUGUUCCGCUUGCCCGACGGCCGCCGCUUCAUCCACACCGGCGACAUGCGGUUCAGCCCCGCGCUGCUGGCCAACCCCCACCUGCAACAGUUCAGGCGCGUGGGCUGUGAUGCCCUCUUUCUCGACACAACAUACUGCAACCCGCGCUACUGCUUCCCUCCCCAGGAGGAGAGCAUCGAGUAUGUUGCCAGCACUAUCCAGCGCCUGCUGCAGGAGGACGCAGAGCAGCAGCAGCAGGAGUCGCAGGGCGAGGGACGGGAGCCAGGUGCCAGGCAGCGCCGCCCCUUCCGCAGGCUCUACCUCAUCAGCACCUACGGCAUAGGCAAGGAGAGGAUCCUGACGGCAGUGCACGACCGGUGCGGCGUGAGGCUGCACGUGGCCGACCGCAAGCACGCCGUCAUGCAGCAGCUGGACCUGCCAGGCUACGACCCCUCCCAGCUCUUCACAACGGACCGUGGCAGCACGCCGGUGCACGUGGUGCAGUGGGGCUUCCUGGGAGAGACCUGGCCGUACUUCAGGCCCAACUUUGUGAGCCAGGAAGCGCUGCGGCAGGAGCUGGGGGCGGAGGAGGUGGUGGGGUUUGUGCCCACGGGCUGGCUGUACGAGAUGCGUAAGGAGACGUUUGCGGUGAAGCGCAAGGGCGCCUGCAGCGUGCACCUGGUGCCCUACUCUGAGCACAACAGCUUCGACGAGCUGCGGGAGUAUGUGCGCUUCCUGCGGCCCCUCCAGGUGGUGCCCACGGUGGGCGUGGAGGGCGAGGAUGGCGACAAGGCGCGGGACAGGAUGCUGAAGCACUUCAGGCUGCUGGUGGAUGAGACGGCCAGCAAAGCCAAGUUUCUCCAGGCUUUUCACCGCUCCAGCGCCAAUGGUGCCACCGCCGCUGGCACUGUUGACACAGCUGUUCCUGAGCAGGCGCCGCAGCACGACUGCCCCGAUGGGGAGCAGGAGGUGUGGGAGGAGGAGGAGCAGGCAGCGCAGCAGGAGGAGGUGAUUGAUUUGGUGGAGGAGGAGGAUGAAGAGAUAGAAACUGAUGGCAGCGGCGGCGGCAUUGGCAGCGGCACUGGAGCAGUACAGGCAGGCGAAAGCCCACAGGCUUUAGCAGGGCUGGCAGCUGCAGGAGACGACCCUGCAGCAGCAGCAGCAGCAGUGCCAGCGAUCGCCUCACCAGCAGCAGCGCCAGUCGCGUCCCCGCCUGCCGAGGAGGGCGGGGAGGGGCCCUCGGACCCGCUGCUGCACCAGCUGCUGUCGGUGCUGGGUGAGGAGGUCAGCAAGCAGCAGGGCCGCCAGCUGCUGGUGGCAGCUGGGGGGGACCUGCAGGGGGCAGUGAAUGGCUACUAUGAUGGCCUGGCAACAGCUGCCGCUGCGGGGAGCGGCAGGGGCAAAGACGCAGCCACGGUGGCUUCGCCGGCACCCAGCACCGCUGCCGAUAGCAGCCGCGGAGGAGGAGGAGGAGCAGGAGGAGGCAUCAAGCGACCUGCACCCACGCCCGCCACAAAGCCCAAGGGCAAGAAGCAGAAGGGGAGGGCAGCGGUGGCGGCCAGCCCAGGGCAGCGCAACAUCACUUCUUUCUUCACCAAGCAGCAGGGCCCACCUCAGGGGCAGCGGCAGCAGCAGGAGCCGCAGGAGCAGCAGCAGGACAGUGGGGGAGCAGCAGCAGUAGCCGCAGCAGAUGCUGCGGCUGGUGGCGACUUGUUGGCAGACGAUGAGGACUUGGCCCUGACUCUCAACGUUCCGCUGGCAGCGUCACCCUCAGCAGCAGCAGCAGCAGCAGCAGCAGCAGGACAAGCAGCAGCAGGCGUCUCAGAGGUAGAGCCAGACGCAUUGGCAGCACCAAGCGGCAAGCCCAAGCUGGUCCUGCCGCCGCCGCCCUCCCCCGGGUCUGCUGCAGCAGCGUCUGCCAAAGGCGCCGCUGGAGGAAGCUUCUUCCUGUCUGGGCGCGGCGCCGGAGGCCAGACCGGCAGCGGCGGCGGCGGCUCCAGGGAGGCAGCUGUGCCCCGGGAUGCGUUGGCCCUGCCGCUGGAAAGAUAUGAUCCUGUGGCGCACGCUUGCUGGGAGCCAGGCGAGCCAUUGCUGCGAGAGCCCACCCCGUACCUCCACCUUGCCCGCGCCUUUGAAGCCAUGCACUCCACCACCAAGCGGCUGCGCAUCUCAGGCAGGCCCGCGGCCGACGUGCUGGUCAACUGCUUCCGCUCGGUGCUGGCGCUGCGCCCGGCGGAGGAGCUGGUGCAGACGGCGUACCUGGCCACCGGCAGGAUUGCGCCAGACUAUGAGGAUGGCACGGAGCUGAGGGUGGGAGGAUCCAUCAUGACGGCCGCCAUCGUAGAGGCCACGGGCGUGUCCAAGGCCCGCCUGCACGACAUGUACAAGGACAUGGGGGAUGCGGGAGACGUGUUCCAGGCUCUGCGCCACAACCAGGCCGUGCUGCAGCGCCCCGCCCCCCUCACCGUGCCCGGCGUGUUUGCCGCGCUGCAGCAGAUUGCGCAGGAGAAGGGGGAGGGCUCCCAGAAGCGGCGGCAGCGCCUCGUGCUGUCGCUGCUGCGCGCCUGCCGCGAGCAGGAGCCGCGGUUUGUGGCGCGCACGCUGGUGCAGAACCUGCGGGUGGGGGCCAACUGGAGGUCGGUGGUCCCUGCCCUGGCCAAGGCGGUAGUGCUGCACAAGGAGGGUGGCAGGGUGGCCAAGGCCCGCCUCGACCAGGCGGCCGCGGCGGCCACCACCGCCUUCCACGUCUGCCCCGACCUGCGGCUGCUGUGCGAUGCCAUGCUGGCACACCCCACAGAGGAGUGGGAGCAGCGGUGCUUGCUCACGCCAGGCGAGGGCCCGCCGCUCAGCCGCCACCGCAUGCCGGUCAAGCCCAUGCUGGCCAAGAUUUGCGAGGGACUGGAGGAUGCUGUGCAGCAGAUGAAGGAUGCGCCCUUCCUGGCCGAGUUCAAGUACGACGGCAUGCGGGCGCAGAUACACGUCAUUGAGGGCGGCCAGGUCCGCAUCUUCAGCCGCAGCUGCGAGGACCAGACGCCCCGGUGGCCAGACGCCGUGCAGCAAAUCCUGGAGGCCAUGCAAGGCAGGCUGAGGGCGUUCCAGGAGCUGGCCAGCCGCAAGAAGGCUGCAGAGCUGGCGGAGGUGUCAGUACACGUCUGCAUCUUUGCCUUUGACCUGCUGCACCGCGACGGCGCCAGCCUGAUGCACCUGCCGCUGGAGCAGCGGCGCGAGCAGCUGCUGCUGGCGCUGCCCAACAUGCGUCCCGGGCGUUGCGCCCUAGCACAGUCUGUGCGGUUCCCUGAGGCGGGCGCUGCGACAUCACCGUUGGCUGCGGGGAGCAGCGUGCAGCUGCCUGGGCCAGGAGACCAGCACGAGGAAGCGGGGGGCUCAGCUGAUGAUACCAGGGGAGGAACCUUGAUGGAGAUCGAGGGCCGGAUCGGGGCGCAUGGGCAGGAGGCAGCGCCGCUGGAGGAGCGCCUGCAGGAGAUGCUGCUCCAGGCUUUCGCCGCUGGCGCAGAAGGGCUCAUGCUAAAAAAACUGGCUGCUGCAUACGAGCCCAGCAAGCGCUCCGACCACUGGAUCAAAGUGAAAAAGGACUACGUAGUCGGCCUGCAUGACACUUUGGACCUGGUGGUGAUUGGCGCCUGGCACGGCAACGGCAGGAAGGCGGGCUGGUUCUCCCCCUACCUGCUGGCCUGCUACGACCCCGACACCGAGCAGCUGCAGAGCGUGUGCCGCUGCAUGAGCGGCUUCACCGAUGCCUUCUACAGGGAGAGCAAGGAGAGGCUGUCCCAGACCAUCAUCCCGGGUCACAAGCCGUACUACAACACAGGCGAGCAGCCGGACAUGUGGUUUGAGCCCCGAGAAGUCUGGGAGAUACGCGGGGCCGACCUAUCCCUGUCACCGGUGCACAAGGCGGCAGAGGGCCUUGUGCACGCCGAGCGUGGCCUGGGGCUGCGUUUCCCGCGCUUCCUGGGGCGGGUGCGGCAGGACAAGAGCCCCGAGGAUGCCACCUCGUCCCAGCAGAUUGCAGAGAUGUACCGCGCGCAGACACGCAAGGUCGAGACCGCAGGGCAGCGCCUGGCGGCUGACAAGCAGCUGCAGCUGCCGCAGGAGCAAGCGGCGGGGCCAGAGUCGUAUGCAGGUUCUGGCGGGGAAGAGGAGGAGGACGGAGCAGACAUAGAUGCAGAGGAGUAUCACCACAGCUCCUAG
This is a messenger RNA of Chlorella variabilis, 4521 nucleotides long. RefSeq lists its product as hypothetical. Gene Ontology annotation, biological process: DNA recombination; lagging strand elongation; DNA repair. The coding region runs from base 1 to 4521 and encodes 1506 amino acids. The record is from RefSeq and is a predicted model, not a curated record. NCBI's taxonomy places the organism in Eukaryota, Viridiplantae, Chlorophyta, Trebouxiophyceae, Chlorellales, Chlorellaceae. The transcript is spliced from 27 exons. Gene Ontology annotation, molecular function: DNA ligase (ATP) activity; DNA binding; ATP binding.